GGUAACUGAAGAUCGCUGAUAAAGAUGGGUGACUGGGGAUUCCUGUCAGGGCUGCUGGACAAGGUCCAGUCCCACUCCACGGUCAUUGGGAAGAUCUGGAUGAGCGUGCUCUUCCUGUUCAGGAUCAUGGUUUUGGGGGCCGGUGCCGAGAGCGUCUGGGGCGACGAGCAGUCGGGUUUCAUCUGCAACACACAGCAGCCCGGUUGCGAGAACGUCUGCUACGAUUGGACCUUCCCCAUCUCGCACAUUCGCUUCUGGGUGCUCCAGAUCAUCUUCGUAUCCACGCCGACGCUGAUCUACCUGGGCCACGCCGUGCACAUCAUCCACAAGGAGAACAAGAUGAGGGAGCAGCUGUUGAGUCCAGGCGGGUCCCGGGUGCUCAAACAGCCCAAGUACACGGACGAGAAGGGAAAGGUGAAGAUCAAGGGGAACCUGCUGGGGAGCUACCUGACCCAACUCGUGUUCAAGAUCAUCAUCGAGGCCGCCUUCAUCAUCGGCCAGUACUACCUGUACGGCUUCAUCAUGGUGCCCAUGUUCCCCUGCUCCAAGAAGCCCUGUCCCUUCACGGUGGAGUGCUACAUGUCCCGGCCCACGGAGAAGACCAUCUUCAUCAUCUUCAUGCUGGUGGUGGCCUGCGUCUCCCUGUUUCUCAACUUCGUCGAGGUGUUCUACCUGAUCUGCACCAGGGUCCGAUGUGGGUCCAGGCCCCGCUCUCACAAGAUCUCUUCGGCAGAGAACCCCGCCAGCCUGUCGUCUCCCAGGUGGCCGGUUAGAGAGGACGUGCUCAAGCAGAACAAGAUGAACAUGGAGCUGGAGGCCAGCCAGAGUAUCGGUGGAAGCCUGGAUGGAGCCAAAGAGGAGAAGCGACUACUGAGUGGUCAUUAAAAAACACUAGAAUGUAUUAAAUGUCCGUUUUCAGAUUGCUGGCCUCCGUGUUCAGAUACAUCUAAGAGCCUGAAGUAAAGAGUUCAUGCAAAAUGCUUUUUAAAAAAUGAUGAAAGAAUAUCAAGGUGGAGCUUCGUCACCAUGUAGUUAUUAAGUCGUGCAUACAUCUGAUUAUUUUUUAAAAAGGGCCACAUUGUAUACAUUUUGUAUUAUUUAACAGGAAAAAAAAAAACAAUGGAAAGGGUGC
Cyclopterus lumpus (lumpfish) is the source of this 1132-nucleotide messenger RNA. RefSeq names its product connexin 32.3 (gene gja13.1). The transcript has a single exon. NCBI's taxonomy places the organism in Eukaryota, Metazoa, Chordata, Actinopteri, Perciformes, Cyclopteridae. Gene Ontology annotation, biological process: cell communication. Bases 25 to 885 code for a protein of 286 amino acids. The record is from RefSeq and is a predicted model, not a curated record. Gene Ontology annotation, cellular component: connexin complex.